Messenger RNA from Meloidogyne enterolobii, 728 nucleotides. Lineage: Eukaryota; Metazoa; Nematoda; Chromadorea; Rhabditida; Meloidogynidae. The record is from the annotation of a GenBank genome assembly.
AUGGGCUUCUUCAAAGUUAUCGCAGAGCACCAUUCUAUUGUGGCUGGACAACAAUUAUUUUUCUGUUAUGGUGCUCAUAAUAAUGACCAACUUUGGAUAGAAUAUGGUUUUAGACUUUUGGAGAAUCCUUUUAAUCGUGUGAAUAUUUCAAUAGAUUUGUUCGUUGUUUUAGCUGAACGUUGUGGACAAAAAGUUGAAUCAGCAAGAAGAGAAAUUCUUAAAAAGGCUCGUCUACCUUGUACAAUUUAUGCAACUGAUGAAAUUCCGAGUUUUGCACUUCGUAAAAAUGCUUCAAUUUUAUUGAUGAAAAAAUCAAAAUUAUCAAAUUGGAGUCAAUAUCUUUUUUCUGAUGAAGAAAAUGAAUAUGAAGAAGAAGGAAUUUUAACUAGUCCAGAAAUAAAAUUAAUUGUAUCGAUUUUGAGGAAACUUGAAAAUGCCCUUAUUGCUAGAAGAAAUGAAUGCUCGAUGGAGGAAAUUUGUGCAUCCUGGGAUGAUCAAAUACAAAUAUUAAAAAGGAUGUUAAUUAAAUAUUGAAUGUUUAUCUAAGUUUGUUGAUUUUAUUUAAAAAUAGAAAAGCCUCGCUUGUAAGUACGCCCUUCACUUUAGGAUCUCUGGUUCUGAUUUCGCUUGUAAUCAGAGGUGGACAGAGUUUAGAAAAAUCGAGUCGAGUUUCGAAUCUGGUUUUCAAUAUUUUCUUCGAAAAGGGUUUCGGGCGAGGUCCACAAGUG